Molecule: messenger RNA, 2796 nt
Organism: Stylonychia lemnae
Lineage: Eukaryota; Ciliophora; Spirotrichea; Sporadotrichida; Oxytrichidae
Source: the annotation of a GenBank genome assembly
AUGAAGUCACUCUAUUUACAGAGUACUCUACUCUUGACUAGUCUAUUUUACUAUUAGACUACGAAAGCUUAAUAACUAUUGGUACCAAACCUUUUUAAAAAAGAACUGGAAUACAAAGCUGAGGAUUAUAAGUACAUCCCUUAUGCAGAAAUGCGGUAAAAACUUUAUAAUUUGGCAAAUCUCUAUCCUAAUUUGAUGAAAAUCGAGACUGCUGAGUAAAGAUAUGGCAUUCCUCAUGAAGUUGAAUGCGGCAAUGAAUUGUGCUAAAUUGAUAUCGUGACAAUUUCUGAUUUUGAAGUCUAAAGUGAUGAAAAAGCGUAAGUUUACAUUUCAGGCACAUUACAUGGAGACGAAGUUAUUGGUCCUAACACUGCUUACUAUCUCAUUGAAUACCUUAUAUCCUCCUACAAGGAAGACAGUUUAGUCACGAAUCUCCUUCGAAGAAGGGAAAUUAUUAUCACCCCCAUGACAAAUUCUGUUGGCUACAAUUAUAAUGAGAGAGCGGAGAGAAUAAAUGUAAAGUCAGAAAAUUACAAAAGCAAUCCAUACAAGAGAAACAAAAACACAGGAACUAAAGAAUACUAUUUCGAGGAUAUUAACAGAGACUUCCCAUAUAAUACGGAUAAAGAUAAAUGUUUAAAUACAAUAGCUGGUAGAGUAAUUCAUCAAAUUAUGGUUGAAAAUGUAAUUGUUUCUGCUAUAACUUUUCAUGGAGGAAUAAAUGUGAUUGCCUAUCCUUGGGGCUCCUAUAAUAGAUUAAAAUACUAAGGAACUUAGCAAAUUUCAAGAGAAGCCCCUGAUUAUCAAGCUUUCGAAGGCGUUGGCUGGAUCAUAAAGAACGAAACAGGUGCUUACAUCUCUUAAUAAGGAUAGAAACCAAGUAUAAAGGAAUAUAUAUUUGGUGACAUUUCCUCAACAAUAUAUCCAGUUCAGGGAGGCCUUGAAGACUGGGGCUAUGGAGCUGGCUUUGAUUAUGAGAACAAUGAAGCAACUGUUUUCGAGUGUAGACCCACUUCAUACUUACUUUAGAAUGUGACUCAGAGCAAAGAAGCUUAUCAAUCCGUAAGGACAGCAGUAUAUAUUGUUGAAACUGAUGAAUCCAAAAGGCCAGAUGAGAAAACUUUAGGUUCUAGAGAAGUUUCUCAUCAUAGAGAUGGAAGGUUUAAAAUCAGCAAGGAAUCAGUUCAUGAUUAAAACUCUAUCUUUGAUGGACAUAUCAAUAGAAACAUCAGAUUAGCUCUUGCUAUCAUUGAUCUAAGCAAGCCAUACAUUGAUAUUGUGAGCUACAAGGAAUUGGAAAACAACCAAGUAGAAUUAAUUUGGAAGGUCAAUGGAUGCCAUACUUUGAAUUAAGCAAGAACAAUCAUUAAUGGAGUUAAAGAGGAAAUGAUUGAAGCUGGUGCUUCAACUACCUGCAACUAUCUACUAGGAAGAGAGUAAAAAUAGCAUGAGUUCAAGGUUAUAUUUAAUUAAGCUGAUGAUCUAGUACUUGAGGCUGUUACAGACCAACAUUUCGGCAAAAGCAUUAAUCCAUCAGAUGUAUCACCCCCAGGCUUUGCUGAUAACCCACAACUUCAUUUAUCUAAACUCAGACUACAAGAGAAUUAUUAGAUUAAAUCUUCUCAUGGAAAAUCACUUAAGGGUAAUAAAUACAUUAGAUCUACCAAAGAGGAAUCUAAUAUUCUUGUUAAUAUUCUCUUAGAAAUAUCUGGAAUUUAUCAGUUAACUCAAACUGGACCUUAUGAACUUACAGUUAAUGGAUAACUCUCAGAUUUACCACUCUACAUGCAACUAGAAAUACAAAUUAUGGAAUAUGGUGACUUGAGCUCUUUAGCAGUAGAAUACCCAGACUAUAACAGUUUAGGAAAGUCUAUUCUGUCCCUUUACACAAUUGAGAAUUUCAGCAUUAAUAAAGAGUCCAAUAAAUUUUCUCAGAAGUUUGAGUUUCCCCAGAAUAUCACAAAGAUGUCUGAUCUUGCUGGAAGAGCUAUAGCUAUUACUUAGGCAAAAGAUUUAGUUGCAUAUGGAAUCUUAGCUAAUGAAACCAAGGUUGGAAAUGAUUCAAAUCUAUAUACCUUAGGAAAAUAAGCUAAUUCAGUAGCAGUAUGUGAAAAUCUUCUCUCUGCUAUCCAUUACAGAGCCGUGUUUCAGUUAUAGUAAAAAGAUGACAAAGUGAGUUUCUCUGGUCUCCUCAGAACUUCAACAAGAAUGGAGGAUGAAAAUGAAUUAAUCUUAUCAAUAAAUUACAAAUAAUCCUUUGACUUAGACUUCAACUCAGCUUAUAAGCAUGACUUGAACGAAAAGGAUUAAUAUGAAGAGCAUCCAUGCUACGUUCUAGACCAUGAGCAAAUUGAAAACUAAGAUUGGAUUAUUGGCAGAGAUCUUAUGAUGUACGGAUAACACGAGUCUUAUAAUACCAAAAUCCUAGAGACAUCAAAAUGCCAUAUUGGCUUAUAAAAUCCUGACUUUAGAAUUUCAGAUGAGAGAUUCUGCAAGACAGAGCUAGAUUAAUCAAAGAUUGGCCAUCCACUCAAGAAAUACACUCUGACUUCACUAAUAAAUGGAUUUAUUGCAGGUUUAAGUAAGUUAUAAGAUCACUAAUUAAUUACAUUUCUAGUUUGUGGGUUAGUCCUUUCAUUUGUGCUUUAUCUUUCUCAAAAAAUGACAUGGAGAUCUGAAGAAAAAGAUGAGCGUAAGAGAUUAGAAACAGCAGCCAGAAUGGAAUUCGUAGAACUUCAAGAGACCAAUUAAUCUUAAAGGAAUCACUAUGCUGAGAGACUAGACGAUGAUUUAUGA